This is a messenger RNA of Herpailurus yagouaroundi (jaguarundi), 1449 nucleotides long. It is a transcript of the gene TXNL1, whose product is annotated as thioredoxin like 1. Lineage: Eukaryota; Metazoa; Chordata; Mammalia; Carnivora; Felidae. The record is from RefSeq and is a predicted model, not a curated record. The coding region runs from base 176 to 1024 and encodes 282 amino acids. The transcript has 8 exons.
CCCGGCCGCUCUGCUCCCUGGCGUGACUCGGCACUGAGAGUCCCGGGGAAGACGCCGCGGUCGCCACCUCCCGUGGUCAGGCCUCGGCCUUCCUGAGCCUCCCGCUCUUCCUCUCCCGGGUCGCCUUCUUCAGUUUUGAAGCCGGUGGCGUCGCGGCCGCCCUGCCGGGCUGAGAAUGGUGGGAGUGAAGCCGGUCGGGAGCGACCCGGAUUUCCAGCCGGAGCUGAGCGGCGCGGGCUCCAGACUCGCCGUGGUCAAGUUCACCAUGCGAGGGUGUGGACCAUGUUUAAGGAUUGCCCCAGCAUUCAGUUCUAUGAGUAAUAAGUAUCCACAGGCAGUUUUCUUGGAAGUAGAUGUACAUCAGUGUCAGGGAACAGCUGCCACCAACAAUAUAUCAGCAACACCUACAUUUCUGUUUUUUCGAAACAAAGUGAGAAUUGAUCAGUAUCAAGGAGCAGAUGCUGUUGGAUUAGAAGAAAAAAUCAAGCAGCACUUAGAAAAUGACCCUGGAAGCAAUGAGGACACAGAUAUUCCAAAAGGCUAUAUGGAUUUAAUGCCUUUUAUUAACAAAGCUGGCUGUGAAUGUCUUAAUGAAAGUGAUGAGCAUGGAUUUGACAACUGUUUACGUAAAGAUAUGACCUUCUUGGAAUCUGAUUGUGAUGAACAGCUUCUCAUUACUGUGGCAUUUAAUCAACCUGUUAAGCUUUAUUCAAUGAAAUUUCAAGGGCCAGAUAAUGGUCAGGGUCCUAAAUAUGUAAAAAUUUUUAUCAAUCUACCCCGAUCUAUGGAUUUUGAAGAAGCAGAAAGAAGUGAACCAACUCAAGCUCUGGAACUAACAGAGGAUGAUAUUAAAGAAGAUGGUAUUGUCCCACUUCGUUACGUUAAAUUUCAGAAUGUUAACAGUGUAACUAUAUUUGUUCAGUCCAAUCAAGGUGAAGAGGAAACAACAAGAAUUUCAUAUUUUACUUUUAUUGGUACACCAGUCCAGGCAACAAAUAUGAAUGACUUCAAACGACUUUUUUAAUGCAACUCAAAUGAACUAAAAACAGAAGAUUUUUAAAAAUGAAGUAAUAUAAAGAUUGACCUUAUCUCACCCUACUCCCCUCCUUGCUUCUCUGCUCAUCCAUAUAGCACCUGUCUGCUCUCACCCUUCCCAUGUUCUCGCCAUUGUUGGUGCAAGAUUUCUACAGCUUCCGUCAUCUGGAUCAGCCUUCUUGUUACCUAGAUUUCCUCAACCAUCUCUUUCUUCAAGUCUUAUUCUAGCCAUGCUCUGUUGGCCUUCUGUUUUGGUUUUUAUUUUGGGCUUGCAACUAGGUGCUUUAAUUUCGUUAUUAUGCCAUGUUGCUCCCCUGACUUUUACUUUUUUUACUUUCUCCUGUCUCAUAUUUCAUUUUUGUACUACAUUUUGAGAAAUAAUAUUGCAAUAAAAUGUUGUUAGUAAUGCUUUCA